CAGAUGUUGUAUUCAGACGGUCAGGCGGUGUAUCGUCUGCUCGUUUCCUAGCAACCGUGUAUGACAAUAUUGACGGAUGAUACGACGAAAACUAAGCCAUCCGCGACUCGGCUUAACAAAUUGACAUGCCUUACAUGUUCGGUUGAGAGCUGGCUUAAAAGGUGAUACAAAGUUGAUCCUGAUGGGGAACCUUUGAAACACGCCAGAGACUACCUCAUUGUUCCGAUGUACCAUUCAUCAGGAGGAGCUGCUUCUGGGUGCUUGUUGCUUCAGAUGUUGGCAUUACCCACCUGGCUUUCAGGAACUAGCUAAUUAGUACCUGCUGGAUAUUUGGAAUGGUUGAAAGUAUUAUACAACCCAGGAAACAAGGACAAUCUGCAGACUAUCAACAUGGCGUGGUUUCUGAUGUUGUGUCGGAGGACAUGGUAGUCUGAGCUCUGAAAGGGUCCUUAUUCAAAUUAGUGCUCUUGCUGAUGGUGCUAUGUACGGUGAUGACUUUUGGGAGUGUGGAUAUUCAUGUGUGUGUCAAAAACAAUGACCGGGGUUAUCAGUUUUAGCGUGGAGUAAAUCCCAUGGUUUCUCGAGCUUUGAUUAAUAGGUCUGUGGUAUAUAGGAUUAUACUUGCUGACGGAGGAAUUUCUGUACGGAUCGGCAAGGCCGGACUCUCAGUUUAUGAUACCCUGGGAUCUCAUUCAUCUGACAAAAACUCUCGAAGCUACAAGUGGCAGUUUAAUUGGAUCUGUAAAGAACAGGAUUUGUGUCAAUCAGACCUGAAAUCUCCUACAAUCCGAAGAGUUGUUGAACUGUCGUACAACUGAACUUGAAAUUGGUCUGGAGAAAUCUACAUCUCUAAGUGUUCAGUGUAACGCUAGGUGGGCCUUCUCUCGGGAACAGCGACCUACUUCAUCGCAUCACACUUCGCAGCAACUUAACUCUGAUACCGAAAUAUUUGUGUCGACCAAAUAUUUGUCGCUUCACCUGAAGGACAACCUAGUUCCGAAGCCUGGGAAAUACAUUGAUUUUCUGCGGUGAUUUACCGGCUACUGAGAACACAUCGGCUACGUUCGUACACCUGUAAUCAGAACCUUCCUCACCUGCAGACGGACUGAAACAAUGGAGGUGAAGUGUAGUGGACGCUGGUCAGGUGACGUGACCCCCAUGGGACGCCCGGCACGAUGAAGUUGCGAGACUUUGUAGCCAACUCCCUGCCAAGGGUCCGCGGCAAGAAGAAGAAACAGAACCAGGUACAGCGUACACUGAACAACGAGCGUUAUGACGCCAACAAGAACAGGAACAAGGUUCCAGACGCCAACGCAUCGUGGGAAUGUAGCCAUGACAACAACAACAAGUGCCCACCAGAAGGUAGCUGCGAGUAUGCCCUAAAUCAGGCCGUGAAAACAGUGUGCGGAGAGAUUAUCGAUACCUUUAAUAUUGACACUUACAAUUACCGUGUUAAUAAUUCCCUGGGAGAGGAUCAAUACACAUGCUACAACGACCUCUCCUCUUAUCAGAAAACAGAAGAGGCCGACAAGAAAAAUGAGGCGGCCAACAUAAGCAGCGAUAGUGAGAAACAGUUCAACACUGUUCCCAAAACCAGGUCCAGGAUCCGCACCAACCCCUGGCUACCUUCUCCCAGAAGCACCCCGUCUAACUCCUCGGGGUCCUCCAGCCCCACCUCCUCGGUCACCACAUCCCCCCUGAGCCCUAUCCACCACAAGCUGAGGUCGCUAUGUAUCAAGGAUAGCUGUACUCUGUCUACAACCUCCUCCGACAGCCUCAUGGAUACAGACCAGUCAGCAUCGUCCCCGGACUCGGCUUUGGGGGACGUCGCAGAGGCAGCUGGGGUAUUGGAUCGUGACAAAUGGAGCGGCAGAUUCGAUCUUUCCCAUCUACCCUCGUUUAAAGAGGAUGGGGCGUAUUCCUACACGGCCUGGGAUACAGACGCCUCAACUGAUCUCUCCCCUUGUACGGAGAACUGCAACUGUAACGAAAAUAUUGGCGAACCUGAACAUAAUAUAAGUUUCGAGUAUGAGGAAGCUUUGGAUGAUACGCUUGAAAAGGGGUCUGUGAAGAGAGACAUUUCUUUGCAAGAUCUUCUGGAUGAUGAUGCUCUGAAAGAUGUUGCCGUUCAAACUGAGUUUGAGGAUUAUGAUGAAGACUCGGACUGGCUGAUUGACGGCAGUUCUGAUGAAGGCAGUACCGAUCUUGCCAGUGGAGAAUGUGUAAAAUACUGUUGUGUUCGAGAUAUAAUGCAGGAUUCGACUGACACAGGAUAUUCGAGUUUAGGACGAGAUGGACAAACGGAACUUGAUGAUGAGUUCCAGUUUAUCAAGCCGGAUCAGUAUCAGCAAACAGAGCCUUGCCAAGCCUCGGAACCAGAACAAGGGAAGAUCACUCCCACAUUAACCAGUAUUUCAGAAACAGAGUGUGUCUGCGAGGCUCUUCCAACACCAGAGGUACCUCCCGUCGAGGACGACCUUGACACUGAGAAAGAGCGUUACGUGACGAACCGAUAUCCAGAGGAAACGUCAGGUCGAACCCUGCAAGAAAUCAAAACAAGCCUGGAAGAGAAGGUCUUCCUCCUUCGCCAAGAGAAGAGAAUCGUUGAGCAAAAGAUCAAGGAGGCACAGGAGGAAGAGAAAAUACGACAGCAAGAAAAGAUGAGAUUCCAUCGUCAACUGAACAUCCACAGGAAGCAAAUAUUGCUCAAAACCCUUCAUGAUCUCAAAGCGAAACUGGAGUGUCAGAGUGAACGUCUACAGGAUAGCUACAGUGCUGUGCUCACAAUGCAAAAGAGGUUUGCCCAGAGAAACUCGCCGCUUCUUCUUCUGGCUUCCUCUUCCACGUGACUAGCGGUUCAGCCAAUCAUCAGCGCUGAUACGUGUGACUGAAGGAUAUGUCCUCCAUUUUGAAUCAAAAGUAUUUGGAUCUUGUGGUCGUAAUUUUGAUCUGACGUCUGUUAAUGUUGGUGAGAUUUUGAGUGCUACGUUACUUUUGAGCUGUGUUAGUUGAGCGGUGUCAUUGAAUCCAAAUCAUUAGUUGUAUGAGCGCAGUUUUACAUUGCUUAAGUGCUGAAUGGAUCGGAGCGGAAGUGAGCUGUUUUUACACGAAGCUGAGAGUUGCACGGUUCGCUUUGUUGAGAGUGAGGCCGGAAGUGACGUGUGCAAUGACAGCUGCGACAGUGUACAACGUGUACAUUUGUGACAGCAAAUUAUUGAUGGGUGCUUGAGGUUCAUGAAUAUACUGUUUUUUCUGAAAGUGAUAGUGCAGGAAGAAUAACAAAACCUCAUCAACAUUGCCAUUUCAGCUGAAUUGCAAGCGGUUUGUUUUCCCUACUAACUGGAGGUUCUACAACUGAAAGAUUGUGUAACAUAAAGAAAGAAGUAACACAAUUUUCAUAUCAACAUGUUUAUACCACCUUGCAACAUUGGUUCUUAAAAUAACUUGCAAUAGAUUCAUAUAGGUUCUUACUUCGUUCCUCUAAAUCAUUCAUAAUGAAGGAAUAUUUUUCUAAAACAAAAAUAGCAAUUGUACUCAUUGGGAGUGUAAUUUAUGUAUUCUAAAUAUGAUAAAGUCAUCAAACAGCUGGCGAAGUGAAAAAGGGAAACAUUUAUGUAAGGGAAAGACUUCAAAUAACAUAAACCUUGCGAUAAAACAGACGAAACGGCAAUGAAACUUCUAAAUUCAAUUUAGGUGUCUGGUGUUAACAGUUUGGCGAUAUCGUGUACCUGUCGCGACCCUGUAAUGAAAACAGGUGGCAAUACAUUCUUCCUAUAACCGUACGUAAACAUAGGUUGUGUUUUUGGCUCUCAUAAGCUAACUGUAAAGAUGCUUUGACAAUUUUCCAAGAAUUGGCCACAUAUUUGACAAUUCUCCAGUUACAUGGCUGUUCGUAUUUUGGCCUUUAAGUACUUCUGUUCUCGAGACGUACAUACCGUGGCAAAGCAGACAUUUGACAUUAUUUGAUUAACCGAAUGUCGAUAAUAGCAGUGGUAAACGACGUGUUUUUGCUUGACGAGUUGACGGCGAAAAACAGCAUGACGAGAAAAAACUGAGACAUUUGUGAAACAGUUGUACGGGUUUUUCUUCAAGAUGAGAUACUUAAAAAGUCUUACUGCAUUUGUGUGUGUAGUCUUUGUGGCACUUAUGGUGAAUAUCGUAUCGGUUUUACAAUGUAUGUAUUUUUACGUACGUGGUGAUUGAUCACUUAAUCAAGGUAUACCAGCGACAUCAAAAGAACUACCGAUGAACCUCAAAGAUGAGGAAACAGAAAUGAAUUAUUUCAGGAAGUCAUUGUUUUUAGACCGAAUCCUCAAGGAGGAAUGUUAAUGACGCUGUGGUAUUUAUGACCGAAAUGGACACCAGUGACAUGGUGAGUCAUUGUGCAAUGUUUACAAUAAUGUCAAUUUCCAAUCAUUUAACCGCCUGUCAAAAUGUCCACGUGGAUGUCGUGCAUCCUGCCGCUUGGCUCAUUUGACAGCCUGGCCGUGCGACUUGCCAGAUUUGAAAAUAUCGAUUGAAAUUUAAAGGGAGUGCUUUAUUUCACUCUGUUUGAAAUUGUACAAAUCUGUUUAAAGUAAAAAGCAACAGAAUUAGUCUUGCCUUUCUUUUCUCCAUAAUUUCAGGUUCAACAUAAUUUGUUGUAUUUUACAAAACGGCACUCAUUCUAAUUCUCGAAUGCAGCUACGUCAUAAUAGAAACAAAUUUCAAUUUGCUAUGCAUGCCGCUUAUAAAUUUAUGAAUUUUAGAUUUUUUCCGAUAUGUUAACAAUACGGGGCUAGAAGAGACAAUAAUGAAUUUUAUUGACGAAUAUAUUACUUGUAUUAACUGAAUAUGUCAACUCUCAGAAGCAUCUAUUAUAUCUAGAUGAAGUUAGUAUGUAUGAAUUCUGUCAUUCUCGUGUCUUCAUUUCGACAAAUACAUUUUCGUUUCGGUGUCUUUUGCGUUCAUCGUUUUCGUAAAUUUCAGUUUGACACUUUUUAAAACUGAAAUUGCUGUUCCAUCUUUCGGUUUGGUUACCAUGGAUAUGGACGUAAAAGACAUAUACAUGUAUGUGUUUCAUAUGACCUAGUUUGUCUCUGAUUCUUAUUCUUGAUUCGUAAUUUGUUAUCAUCACAACAACUUUGUCCCUUGCAUUGCAUGAUCUCUUUCUCUUUUCCAUGUGUUUGGAAAUUGACAUCGUUGUCUAUUUCUUUUCUUGUCGUUGGUAUUUUGAACAAAUGGCAGUUUAAACAAUUUAUUGUAUUUUGGGCGUGUUGCUCUUUUUGAUCCACAACACAUCUCCGUGGUCUGAGCAGUGACGCUAAAACGUGACCCGUGUUGCACGAGUUUAGACUAUCAGUAUUGUUUACAGUAAACGUUUAUUCGUGGGCUUUACGUAUACCUCUGAAAGGGAUUUUCCCAGGGGGAUAAAAUAUAUCACAUAAUUGUUCAAAUCAGUGAAAUUGACAGCGGUGUAGUAAUUUCACUAUUUUGGAAUCAUUUCAAAUUGUUAUGUAUCUUCAAUCUUCACUGUUACUUUUGUCAUAGAUGUAUGUGAUUACGGACACGAUUAAAUGACAAUGAAAUGACUGUUUUGUUUUGGGGGGUUCAUUGUGUGGUGAACUGCAAUUAAGAUAACUCCUCGAUCGAAUUGAACAAAAUGAUAUCGAUUGUGGUUCUUUUCAUUUCUUAAACUGAUUGUUAUACAUUUGAAAUUUUUGAUUCCUGUUAGUUUGGUUGCAUAUAUCGUAUAGCUAUAUGGUGCUGACGUGAGUCUCUAUAAAAUAUGGAAGCCCAUUGCGGUCACAAUUUGUCUGCGUGCGCGGCUGUUAUAGUGUAUAUGUUAGUUGACUUGGUCUUGUAUUAUAAUGUUAAUGUGAUUACAGUUAUACCCCGUCGUCAUAGAUUUGUCAUUCAUUAUGCAUUUCAAUAUUUAUCGUUGUCAUUUCUCAACCACUAAAGUUGCAUUUGGAUUAGACUCGUUUACUGCAUAUUUCAUGUUCAUUGCUUGGAUGUCAGUAUCUUAUUCGAAAACAAAGACUUGACAAAGCUUGUCGAUUUCAUUGUUUGAUAGAUUCAUCUUGAAGUGACUGUAAUGUUUUGAUGUACAUGUUGUAUGCAAUAAGCGUUCUAUUUCAAAUGUCAAUUUCACACACAGUUGUUUACUUAGCGGUAGUGAGAUUCGAUGUGCCAAAUAUUUGUAAAACCCACCAAAGGUAAUUAUUAUCACUACUUUAUAUAAUGAAUGUUUGUAAACUUCAAAUACAUUCAUAAGUUUUCUUCGUGUUAAUAGGGCGUAUGCGUUAUUGUGAUGAUCAUGUAUCAGUCUUGACGAUGAAAUGAACGCAGUGGCACAUUGAAGAAACGGUCAAAGGGAAGUAACUCUAAUUUGGAGCUGCGGCCAACAGCAUCAGGCCGGUUGGUUGUUGUUUUUAACACACGAAUCUGUCAAAUUGAAAAGUAAGAUAAACCUUUAAUCAAAUUAUACACAGUAAUAUUUCUGAUGAACAAAUCAUAUUCCUCAAAAUAAAACACCAUAUCAAUGUGUACAGGAGUGUAAGUAUUGGGCGUCCUAUCACAAACCACCUUUGUAUAAAUUUGUAUUUUCUGUAAAUUGAGAGUGCGAUAUUUAUUAUUAUGCCUGAUUGACAGGGGUGUACAUAUCACCUGACUUGAAAUUGAUUAGGGCAAUAAAUAAAAAAAGUCCAAUAACAAUGAAAGAGACUUGUAACUACCACUGUCAAUGUGUAAAAUACGUGGACAUUGUAAUUUCAAUCUUGCCAAAAGUAAAUUCUAUAAAAGUAAAAAAAAUAAAUAAAUGCAAUUGUUUCGGAAUUGUCACAUUCCUGUAAGAGGCUUUAACUGUUAUGAAGUAAUUCUGAAGAAGCUUCGUGUAGAUGUACCCGUCUAUCUCCCUACAUCGGUAUGGCGUUUGUGUUGGUUAUUGAUCUGAAAUGCUAGAUGGUUUAUUAAUUUAUUGUUUCACAGCGUUACUUGGCAUUUGUGUUGAAGUCGCUAUGUCUAGUUGACGUGCAAAUAAAUAGAUCUCAAAAUAA
Molecule: messenger RNA, 7037 nt
Organism: Haliotis rubra (blacklip abalone)
Lineage: Eukaryota; Metazoa; Mollusca; Gastropoda; Lepetellida; Haliotidae
Exons: 2
Coding region: 1176-2849 (557 amino acids)
Source: RefSeq, a predicted model, not a curated record